Molecule: messenger RNA, 2381 nt
Organism: Pseudoliparis swirei
Lineage: Eukaryota; Metazoa; Chordata; Actinopteri; Perciformes; Liparidae
Gene: sergef
Product: secretion regulating guanine nucleotide exchange factor
Exons: 12
Coding region: 106-1509 (467 amino acids)
Source: RefSeq, a predicted model, not a curated record
AAAGUAAUGCAAUCGAAAUAACAUGAAAAGUGCUCUAUAAACAGAACAUUUAGUCAAAGCUAUAUUCUUCAAUUUCGACACAAAAACAGCCCGCUGCGAUACAGCAUGCUUCACGACAGUGUCGCAAAUCAUGAUGCAACUUUACUGAUGGAAACGAGCCCGCGGACGGAGUAUUGUUUACACUCUUGGGGGGCCAACAGCUCCGGGCAGCUGGCCCAGGGCCACGUGGAGGACCUGUCCGAGCCGCAGCGCCCUGACGCCGCUGCCCUCAAACACCGGGCUUUACGGGCUCUCAGCGGCGGCGGGGGUCACACGGCGGCCGUCACCGAAAAUGGAGAGGUGUUUGUGUGUGGACAGAAUCACAGAGGCCAGCUGGGACUUGGCCACAAUGCAGAUGUCUCAACUUUUCAACUCUGCCCCAGUCUGAAUCAGAGGGUCACACAAGUCGUCUGCGGUUGGGAUUUUACUCUUCUUCUCAAUGAUUGUGGUCGAGUAUUAGCAUGUGGCUCCAACGCUUACGGACAACUCGGUGUUGGACAACACAUCACACACUCGGCAGAUUUACUGGUCAUUGAGAGUCUGGAGGAGCCCGUUGUGAGUGUAGCAGCAGGACUCCGACAUUCGCUCGCUGUUACUGACUCAGGCUGUGUAUAUCAGUGGGGUAGUGGUCUUUUCAGUCAUGCUAAGAGAGCCCUCGGUCCACGUUCUGUCCCCUCACACCUCAGCUCUCCGGUGCCCUCUCUGGUACCAGGUUUGGAUCAGAAGAUCUCACACAAGGUGACUGCAGGCUUGGCUCACUGUGUGUGCCUUACAGGAGACGGUGAUUUAUUUCUGUGGGGAAGCAACAAGCGUGGCCAGCUGACCACGACGGAGCCCUUCCUGUCCUCUCCAACGCUUGUGAAGCGCUCACUGCUGGGUGAUGAGAAAGUUAUCAAUGUGUGGAGCGGCUGGACACACAUUGUCGCUCAAACAGAGAGUGGGAAAGUGUUCACAUGGGGCCGAGGUGAUUAUGGACAGCUGGGCCGACGAGCAUCAACCAGUCAGAACUCAAAGCUGCCAUCGACCGAUCCUUCAGGAGAGGGGGGGAACCAGGAAGCUCGCCUCCCUGCGGAGGUUAAAGUCCUCCGUGGAGCGACACAGGAGAUCGUUGCCAAUAAAGUGGAUGUCUGGGAGGGACAAGGGCAAGCUCUGGAUCAUUCCUCCACUGCGCUCAUGAUCCUUGCAGCAGCACUGGCAUGUGUCACGACGUUGUCACCUCGUGUGCGUGUACAGCUAAAGAUUGCAUGCGGAUCGGAACAUAACCUUGCCGUUGUAGACGGGCGCCUCCUCUCCUGGGGCUGGAACGAACAUGGGAUGUGUGGCGACGGUUCACAGAGCGACGUCUUUCAGCCACAGCUCGUUUCUGGUCUCAGCCCUCUUCUCAUUGGCUGUGGAGCUGGACACUCUAUGGCAACGUGCGCUGCGACAACUGACUCGAGACAAAACUCUGCAACGACUCCACCUCACUAACCCCGGGAACGUUUAUCCAUUAGGAGUCCAUCGGAGACGAGAAACACAGAAUGACUGAUUAUUCUAAGUGCCUUACACUAUCGGCUUCCAAUAGGCUACCUGAGCUCCUUGAAUAGAUUAGGCUUCAAACUGCUACUGUCCUAAUUGGUUGGUCGGAAAAAGGCUGAGUUACGUUACAUGUGGACAGAAGUCAUCAUUUCUCUGACCAGCCUGUCACUUUGAUGGACGCCAUUGGUGCCGAUGGCUUUGCCGGACCCGGCCUCGCCUGUAGCUCCCGGUCCACCGGCCCUGCUGGUCUUCCAGAAGGAAGCCGUUGUGGAUCAUGUGAGGAAUGGGCUCGACUGGUGCAGUAGCUCCAUCUUCCCAUGUCAGCAGUUUUAUUGCUGUGAUCUUGAGGGUCAGAAAGCAGUCAAUCUGUAGACUAAGAUUCUUACUGAAAAUCUCUCGGUCAUCUCAUGAUUUAACAUUUACACAAUUCCAAAGAGUGAAUUUUAGUUUGAUAACGGUCCAUCACUUGUUGAUGUUUCGUGUAAUAACUUAAUGAUGUUUGCCUCCUUUGCACCACUAUCAUACUGUAUCCUACUUGUUCCCUCUUGGGGGGAAUUUGUCCUCUGCAUUUGACCCAACAUACAUAUUUACAUGCUGUGGGCGACCGCAGUGCAGCACCCGGGAGUCUAACUGCCAGUGUUGUGGUCAACGGCAGGACUCGGAAUAUUGAUGCAAAGUAUUAACAUUUUUUUAUUUAAUUGUUUUUAUUGAAUUCUUAUUUAUACAAAUUCUAGAUAUAGAAAAGACAUCUGCGUUAAUAAAAGUGCAUGUGCUUAUACCUGGAUUAGUUUGAAAGAAUAAAUCAACACUCUUUGAAAAAUGAU